AUGCGUCUAUCUGAAGCUUCUGCUCAUCUUGGAUCAUUUUCUGCUCGAAUUAAGGAAGAGCCUUUCCAUGUACAAACAAACAUGGGAAGAGAAGGGCAGAUUGGGACAUCAUGGAUAACCUCCACUGCUGUGAAAGCUGCUGAUGCAAUGCUUUCAACAUGUCCAUCACCUUAUGAGAAAAGAUGCUUAUUACAGCUACUUGCUUCAACCGAUUUUGGUGAUGGAGGAUCUGCUGCAACUUAUUAUCGACGACUUUAUUGGAAAAUCAAUUUAGCAGAGCCUUCAUUGCGCAAAGAUGAUAAUCUACAUCUAGGAAAUGAGUCUCUAGAUGACUCUUCACUUCUAACUGCGCUAGAAAAGAAUGGACACUGGGACAGGCACGCAAUUGGGCCAGGCAGUUGGAGGCUAGUGGUGGACCUUGGAAGUCUGUUGUACAUCGUGUUACUGAAACACAGGCCGAGUCCAUGGUAGCAGAG
Ilex paraguariensis (yerba mate) is the source of this 476-nucleotide messenger RNA. NCBI's taxonomy places the organism in Eukaryota, Viridiplantae, Streptophyta, Magnoliopsida, Aquifoliales, Aquifoliaceae. The record is from the annotation of a GenBank genome assembly.